AUGCACCAUGAUGACCAAGCCCAUACAUCCUUCAUUAUCGACUGUGGCCUCUAUUGCUAUAAAGUGCUGCCCUUCGAUCUCAAGAACGCCAGUGCUACGUAUCAGCGUUUGGUGAACAACCUCUUUGCCCCACUGAUUGGCAACACUAUGGAGGUUUAUGUCGAUGACAUGUUAGUCAAAAGUCGCACUGCUGACCAUCACAUCUCUAACCUAUUUGCCAUGUUGACCAUCCUAAAGUAG
Molecule: messenger RNA, 240 nt
Organism: Prunus armeniaca (apricot)
Lineage: Eukaryota; Viridiplantae; Streptophyta; Magnoliopsida; Rosales; Rosaceae
Source: the annotation of a GenBank genome assembly